Messenger RNA from Ipomoea triloba (trilobed morning glory), 390 nucleotides. Its product is annotated as kirola-like. Lineage: Eukaryota; Viridiplantae; Streptophyta; Magnoliopsida; Solanales; Convolvulaceae. Gene Ontology annotation, biological process: defense response. Bases 28 to 390 code for a protein of 120 amino acids. The record is from RefSeq and is a predicted model, not a curated record. The transcript has 2 exons.
UCAAGUCACUACUGUCUUUGGUAAAAGAUGGGCCUAAGAGGCAAGGUAGUUGGGCAGGUAGAGAUCAGUUUCCAUGGAGAUGUUUAUUAUGAAAUCUAUAGAGAGAGACCACAUGAUGUGCCCUCCAUGUGUUCAGCUAUUCAUUCAAUUGAAGGCCAGGGAGGAACUGUGGGCUCUACCAUCACCUUGAAAUUUACCCAUGAUGGGAAGACCAAAAUGGCAGAAGAUGUUAUUGAGGCCAUAGAUGAUGAGAAGAAAUUGGUGAAAUUCAGAGUGGUUAAAGGUGACAUCUUAGAGGCCUAUAAGAGUUUCAGCCUAACAUGUGAAGUUCAUAGCAAUGAUGAUGACCACUUUGUGACGUGGACUCUUGAGUAUGAGAANAAUUUGUAG